This is a messenger RNA of Acanthochromis polyacanthus (spiny chromis), 2767 nucleotides long. Its product is annotated as sodium- and chloride-dependent GABA transporter 1-like. The record is from RefSeq and is a predicted model, not a curated record. The transcript has 16 exons. Gene Ontology annotation, cellular component: membrane. Bases 608 to 2398 code for a protein of 596 amino acids. NCBI's taxonomy places the organism in Eukaryota, Metazoa, Chordata, Actinopteri, Pomacentridae. Gene Ontology annotation, biological process: sodium ion transmembrane transport.
UUGCUGCUGCUGCUUGCUAGAGUUCCCCACCAGAGUCGCUUGAUUGACAUACUGUAUCCCCCAUGGCUGCGGGGCCUCACCAGUCAGAACCGAGCAGUAAUCAAAGCAGACACGCAGGUCGAACCUUAUUAUCAACCACUCGAUACCAGCUGCAGGAACAAGCUGCCAGCCCGCCAAAAUACAGCGCACAGGAUACAACGAGUUGCAAAAUCAAAAAACCGGGGAACCAGAUCCAUCGUGGCUUCCCCUGGGCCUGGAGUAUCGGACUGAAGCUUUUCAAGUUUUUCUUUUGGAUGUUAAGUUGAAGUUUCAGGGCUUUUUGUGCUGGAGAACUGAAGCUGAUGACCUGAUAGAGGACUUUUUCAGUCAGCAGUGGAGGGGACUGACUCCCUUGUAACAGGAAGAGACCUCCAGCAGAGCCAGGCCCAGGGAGGCUGGCCAGAUCUUUAAUUGAUUACUUUCAGCCUUUCUACACAUCCAGUGUCACCACAUCAUCCUGAAUCUGUAUAAACUCAGAGUGAGACUCUCAGCCGGACAGAACCAGAGAGGCUACAGGCUGUGAGGUCGAGGUGGAUUUCUGAGCCCACUGGUCUGUAGUGGUCCCACCAUGGGGAAGACUGGGCAGAGCACAGUGGACUUGAACUCCCCGUCAGAGGUCAAACAAGCAAUUCCUUUCGAAGAACAAGAUCCUGUGGCGCCCCCUGCAGACGAGAAGAAGAAGGAGGAGCCGCCUGACAGGGGAAGCUGGAAGGGAAAGUUUGAUUUCCUGCUGUCCUGUGUGGGAUACGCCAUCGGGUUAGGAAACGUCUGGAGGUUUCCUUAUUUGUGUGGAAAGAAUGGUGGAGGGGCCUUCCUGAUCCCGUAUUUUCUGACUCUGGUGUUUGCCGGGAUUCCUCUGUUCUUCCUGGAGACGGCGCUGGGACAGUUCACCUCAGUGGGAGGACUCGGGGUGUGGAAACUCAUCCCUAUGAUGAAAGGUGUUGGUCUGGCUGCAGUGGUUCUGUCAUUCUGGCUCAACAUCUACUACAUCAUCAUCAUUGCCUGGGCUCUCUACUACUUAUUCAACUCCUUUGGUUCGGAGCUGCCUUGGCAAAGCUGUGAUAACCCCUGGAACACAGAGAGAUGUUUUUCCAACUAUAGUCUGACAGACACCACCAACCUGACCAGCGCUGUCACCGAGUUCUGGGAGCGUAAUAUGCACCAGAUGUCUGGUGGUCUGGAGGAACCAGGAGAGCUCCGUUGGCCCUUAGUGGGAACUCUGGCUCUGGCCUGGGUCCUCGUCUACUUCUCAAUCUGGAAAGGAGUGGAGUGGACGGGGAAGGUGGUGUAUUUCUCAGCCACCUAUCCCUACUUCAUGCUGUUCAUCCUGUUCUUUCGAGGGGUCACACUUCCUGGAGCCAUCGAUGGGAUCCUCUUCUACAUAACGCCCGACUUCAAUAAGCUCAUCCGAUCAGAGGUGUGGUUGGAUGCAGCUACUCAGAUUUUCUUUUCCUACGGACUGGGCCUGGGCUCGCUCAUCGCACUGGGCAGCUACAACACAUACAACAACGACGUCUACAAGGACUCCAUCAUAGUUUGCUGCAUCAACUCCUGCACCAGCAUGUUUGCUGGAUUUGUCAUCUUCUCCAUCGUUGGCUUCAUGUCUUACAUCACUAAGAAACCUGUGCAGGAACUGGCAGCAUCAGGUCCAGGUCUGGCGUUUUUAGCUUACCCUCAGGCAGUCACCCAGCUGCCCAUGUCCUCUCUAUGGGCCAUCCUCUUCUUCUCCAUGCUCAUGAUGCUGGGCCUGGACAGUCAGUUCUGCACAGUAGAAGGCUUCAUCACAGCUCUGAUGGAUGAAUAUCCACUGACGUUGAGGAAGAGGAAGAAGGUCUUUAUCCUCAUUGUCUGCUUCAUUUCCUUCCUCAUCGGCUUCUCCAACAUCACACAGGGUGGUCUGUACGUGUUCAAGCUGUUUGAUUACUACUCCGCCAGCGGGAUGUGUCUCCUCUUCCUCGUCUUCUUUGAAACCAUUUCAAUAUCCUGGUUUUACGGAGCUGAAAAUUUCUAUAAGAACAUUGAGGACAUGAUCGGCUAUCGGCCGUGUCGCUGGUGGAAGCUUUGUUGGAUGUUCUUUACGCCUCUCAUCUGCCUGGGGGUAUUCACCUUCAGCGCCAUUGAGAUGACCCCUCUGACCUUGGGGAAGUACGUCUACCCGCUGUGGGGCCAAGUGAUCGGCUGGUUCAUGGCUUUGUCUUCCAUGGUCCUCAUCCCAGGCUACGCCAUCUACAUGUUCUGCUGCACCAAAGGCAGCGUCAAACAGCGUUGGCGGACGAUGACAACUGCCCAGGAGGACAAAAAGCCAUCGGGGCAUGAAGAAUUCACACACACAGGGAGCGUGGGCGAAGCUCCUGUCUAGCCAGGAUAGCUCAGCUUGAAAUGAUCCGACGGCCAAGACUCAAUGCAGUACAAUAUUUUGCCAUUGUUUACUUAAAUUCGGCUAAAACAAAAAAUCAAGCGAAGAAGAAGAUACCAUUAUGACACCAUAAAUGUAAUGAAUGUACAGAGAAGUGAAACAAUCUGGUAAAACUUGAUCGUAAACAUAAAACUGUAAUGCAUCAAAGAUUAUUCGUUUUUUCUUGCAGCUUAAAGAACCAGGAAACCUUCCACAGUGGAAUAUGUGUUCAUAGCAAUAAAGUAAAUGUCACUGUGGACCAGAAUGUACACACGUGGACAAAAUUGUUGGUACCCCUCAGUUAAAGAAGGAAAAACCCACAAUUCUCACUGA